Molecule: messenger RNA, 6154 nt
Organism: Heterotrigona itama
Lineage: Eukaryota; Metazoa; Arthropoda; Insecta; Hymenoptera; Apidae
Source: the annotation of a GenBank genome assembly
AUGCUGUUAAUAUAUGAUAAGCCUGUACCGUGUACGCAUGUACUCAAGUUGGAAUUAAUAGCAGGGGAACAUAAUACAACAAGAUCUCUCGGCAAUUUAUGGUCGGUGUUCGAUAGUGAAGCAGCCUUCGAGUUGAAGAUGUCCAAGAUCCUCUAUUUAGGAUUGUAUUUGUUGCUUCUUGGGGAUUGCAUUUGUGAUUAUCCAGACUGGGAUACAAAAUGGCAAAUGCUGUGCCCUGGUUUAUAUCCAAGAGCUUUCACAAGUUACACGCCACGUGGAAACCUUUCUAGUGGGAUAUACACUACUCAGCAUCAUUUAAGCACCAUAAAACACUGUGUCGCGGCGUGUUGUACUAAGACCGAGUGCAAUGUAGCGCUCAUGCACAAUGGCACCUGUUAUCAUGUGCAAUGCGAAAGUUCCAAAAAAUGUAUACCUUUGUAUAGAAAAGACUUGGCGAAUGAAACUCCUCCGAGCAUGGUGCUAGUUAAACCUGUAGAAGAGGAUGAGAUAUGGAGCGAUUUAUUGGAUCAGAUAAAUGAUGAUACUGGAGGGUUUCUUAUGGAUGGUACGGAAGGAGAUCACAUUCUUUUUGGUGGAUCAAAUGGAAUAAGUUGUAUCACUCAAACAAAUUGUUUAGAGCACGAAAUCUGUGUUAAAUCUGUGUUAUCUGAGGAUAAGUCUGACAUUGGAGUUUGUCAAUGUUCUACUGGAUAUAAACGAAAUAUGGCAGGAAUUUGCACUUUGGUGGAAGACAUGGAACUUGGUGUAACUCCACAAGGAAAACCACAAAGUAUAAAAGAUUCCAGUACAUCUAUGAAACCACCAGUAAAAAGGCUGUUAGUUUCUGCAGUUUCAAAAGAAGUACGCUUGCCGGAGAAUGAAGUAACAUUAUCUGCGUAUACUGUGGCAGAACAAGAAAAUGAACAUUACAAUUAUGCUUGGAGUCUUUUAAGUCAACCAGAUGGCCAUACUGGCAUAAUGACUGAUCAAAACCGUAUGACUGUUAAAUUAAGUAACUUGUCUGAAGGUUUAUAUGCUUUUAAAGUAACAGUAAAUGGCCCAAAUGCCUAUGGUGAAGCAUACGCAAACGUUAGCGUUUUGCCACCUAAAAGAAUAAAUCAGCCUCCAAUUGCUAUAAUAUCACCCGCAUCACAAGUUGUAAAACUUCCAAAUACGGGAGCUGUAUUAGACGGUUCAUCGAGCAAAGACGACGAUCGUGUUAUUUCGUAUCAUUGGGAAUUGCAACGAGGUCCUAUUGGAUAUCAUCCUAAUCUAGUUGACACACCUACUUUGCAAUUAGAUAAUCUCAUCCCUGGCAACUAUACUUUUAAAUUGACGGUCGAAGAUUCUAAUCAUAUCACUAAUUCUACAAGUGCUAAUAUAACAGUUUUAAAAGUAACUGACUAUCCACCUAGUGCUAAUGCCGACCAAGACAUUAUUAUAUAUUUACCUCAAAAUACAUUGACACUCAAUGGUAACUUAAGUACAGAUGAUCAUGGAAUAGCAAGUUGGGAAUGGACAAAGAGUCCGUCAGAUCAAAAUAAGGCAGUAGAUAUGCAAAAUACAAGAACACCGUAUUUACAACUGUCUAAUUUAGAGGAAGGAAUGUAUACAUUUGUACUAAAAGUAACGGACGAUUCGGAACAAUCUUCUACAGCUGAGGUUCAUGUAUUUGUGAAACCACCGACAAAUAAACCACCAAAAGCUGAUGCUGGCGAAGAUAUAACUAUAGCAUUGCCCGAAACAAAAACUAUACUUGAUGGUCGGAAAAGUAAAGAUGAUAUUAAGAUUGUAUCUUAUCACUGGGAGCAGUUGAGCGGGCCUAGUAAUGCUGAAUUUUCAGCAGUAAAUGAAUCAGUUACGAAUAUUACAAAAUUAACGAAGGGUGAUUACGAAUUUAAGCUGACCGUAAUUGAUGACAAUGGAAAUAAAGAUUCGGAUAUCGUCAAAGUAAAAGUUACACAAAAUAAAAAUGCUGCUCCGAAAGCUAACGCAGGUGGAGAUCAAGUCGUUGUAGCGCCUAUUAGUGCACUAAUUAUUAAUGGAUCUCAGUCAACUGACGACUUAAGAAUUAGUGAAUGGACAUGGUCGAAGGAUCCGUCUAGUCUUGCUAUAGGUACUAUAGUUCAGAAUUCUGACAAAUCGCCAAUUCUAAUGUUGACAGAUAUCGUGCCAGGGAGAUACGUUUUUAGAUUGAAAGUAACGGAUGAUCAAGGUCUUAGUAGCGAAGACACUGUAUCCGUGAUAGUAAAACCUGACCCACAGUUAUUGAAUUUAGUUGAAUUAACAUUGAAUAUCGGAGCAAAUAUGUUAACCGUAUCACAAAAAAAUUCAUUGGUAGUGAAAUUACAAAUGUUAUUGCGAGAUGAAGCGUCGAUUAUUGUUCGGAAUUUAAGAGCGGAGCCACAUACUGGCAGAGCUGUUUUAAUUUUCUAUGUAGACAAGAAAGGAGGAAAGGUCACUAUGCACGGGCCAGAAGUAGUGAAACGAUUGAAAGAAAAAUUAAGACAAGAUUCAGGUCUUCUUCAGUUGUCCGUUGCAAAUAUCGAUACUGCUGUGUGUCAAAAUAAUUGUUCACGUCAUGGAGUAUGUGAUCAAGAAACAAGAUUAUGUAUGUGUGAAGCAUUUUGGAUGCAAAAUUUGAUACAAAAAUAUUUUGGCAAUGGCGAGUCUAAUUGUGAUUGGAGCAUUCUCUAUGUGAUAAUAGCAUUAUUAUCUCUAGUCGUUUGUUGGGUUGGCCUCAUUUGGGGUCUUGUUUGUCUUUGCCAAAGAAUAUGUACAGGUAAACGACGUUCACUUCGCACCAAGAAAAAGCCACCGCGCUACUCCCUUCUGCAACCGGAACCGGAGGAUGACAGCAGCACAUGUACGACACCUUUCCUUUUAUAUGAAUUUCGAAAUAAUAUGUAACGAAUCUUCAUGUGAUUAUUUUUAUAGUUUCCACACACAAAAUGGUAUUAUCGGAAUCGGAUACCGAUUCUGACGACGUCUUAUUCGAGCAUCGUAAAACGAAAAAUAGCAGUCAAGUAAGAAACGGUAAAUCACGAAAUGGCUUUAUUAAAGUGGGCUCUAGAGUGAAAACAUGAGAAAUACUAGUCAGUUACAAGGCUGUAAUUUUAUGUAUGUACCUAAUAAAGAUAUGAUUUCUCAGACGGAAGUCGCUACUUGUAAAAAAAAAUUUAACAGAAAAAUUUAGAUUAGAGAUAAGAAGUCACGCGCUCACUUCAUUGCAUCUUAUUUGAUUUAUUCGAAAUAAUGCGUAUAUUUAUUGGUAUUGUGUACUUGUAUCUGAAAGUUUUAUUACAUAAUUGUAGAUAUAUCGCCGUAUAUGCGCGUGCGAUAUCAUAGCACAAUAAUCAAACUUGAUUUAAUUACGGCCUUAGAAAAUAUUGUAUUUAUAUAAUAAUCAUUUCUUAUUCAUGUAUCCCUUGUCUGUAAUACUUGCUCUGUAAUAUGUAUAUCAUCGACCUUAUUUUUACACUGCAUAUGGAUAAAUAAUAAAAUUUAUUGUCCAUAUAGCUGAUGUAAUAAUUUAUUUUCCUUAAUGUUUUUUUAACGUUCGAUGUUAAGUAAAACAAGGGAAAUGAUUUUAAAUUUAAUAUAAGUAUUUAAAUUUAGUAUAAAGUAGUCUAAAGCAUUUUAAAACAGUCACAAUUUCGUUUCACGUUUGCUUUAGCGUUAUUUUUAACUCAUUACGCUAUGGUAAGUGCGAAGUAGUGCAAAAGUUAUUCGUACCAUCAUCCACCGACAAAUUUCUGUAUGCAAUAAAUUUCGCCAUAAAUUACUUAGCAAUUUAAUGGAUUUUAUUAUCUGCUCAAAAUAUCAAUAUAUAAAGAGUUGCUGUAACGAAAAAUCAUCGAUGGAUGGUGAAAAUGAGAACAACGAACUCCGUAACGAAGAUUACAUAUUCCUCGAACGAAAAAAUAAAAUCGAAGGUAGAUAUCCCGUUGUCAACGUAGAGCCAUUACAUUCUGCUAAAAACGAACGAUAUGAUAAAUGCUCUAAUCGACCUUUAUCCUGGAAUAGAAAUAGAUCAGAUUUUGUUCAUCAAUUUUCUGAGUUAUCUUGUGGUAUGAAAGACCAAAUAAAUAAUGGAAAUACACAAGAGCAAAAUUGUUAUUCUUCUCUUAAUAUGCAAAAAGACGAAGAUUUUCGAUGCCCUAGAUGCGGUCAAAGGAUGCAAGAACCUAGAUUACUUCCUUGCUUGCAUCCCAUAUGUUCACCGUGUGUUGCAGAAUUAAUGAGUAAACCAAUUUAUAAUUCUUCAAAAGGUAUUAAAAUACAAAGUACCCAAUCGGAAAGUGAUAAAAAUAAAUAUUACGAAAUUUGUCCUUUAUGUGAUUUUCAAUUGCCAAACGCUAAUUCAACAAUUCCACCUCCGCAUUAUCCUCUUCAACAUCGUUUAGUAAUGAGUGCUAUUCGCUCUAGAUUUGCAAACAAAAUACUUUGUGAUAUUUGCCCAGAUGAAAUUGUUGCAGUCGUUCAGUGUUCUACGUGUCUUCGUAAUUUUUGCUUGGACUGUGGCAUGGAGCAUCAACAACAAAUCUCAUUGGAGUUAAAGCCAUUGAAACAUUCAAUAAAACCAUUAUGGGAAGCUACAAAAGUACGACGUACUGCACUUUGCCAACAACAUCCUACACAUGCUUUGCGUUUUUAUUGUAUUGCUUGCCAACAGGUAACUUGUAAAGAAUGUAUGUGGAGUAACCAGCACAGAGGUCAUGCGAGUGAAAAUGCUGUUGGAGCUGCAAAACGAGUUAUUUUGUAUUUAACUAAAAUGCUGCAAAAGGCAAAAAUGCUUUUAAACAAACUCUUAACGCAGUAUGACCGAGAUGCAUUCGCAAAUAGCACUUUUAAUGAAAUAAGAGAUACUUUCAUUUCAAUAGAUUAUAGGUAUGUUAAACUGAUAAAUUUUUAUCAGUUAUUUGUUAGAUAACAUUAUAAUUAUAAGAAAUAUGUACAUAUAUGUAAUAUAAGAAUAGGAAGAUUCCGGAAUAAAAGAUGUACUAUUAUAAAAGAAACAUAUGUACAUACAUGUACAUGAAUUGUCAUGUGAUGAUCAUUACUAUAGAUUUUAAAAUUAAAUUAAGAAUAUGAGACUGUCAUUUGAGGUGAAAAUUUGUACAUUCCUGUGGGAUAUAAGAAUCUGUGAUAAAAAAUAAAUAAAUAUUAUAUAAAUAAUUUUUAAAAAAUUUAAUUUUAUAUUUUUAUUUAUAUGUAAUAAAUGCUCAUUUAUAAAAGGAAUAAAAUGUAUUCAUGAAAAAAUAAAAUUUAUUUUAAACCAAUAACAUUAAAACAAUAAUUGAUAUACAUUCUUUUGAGAGGACAGGCAACAUCCAUAACGUAAAAUUGAUCCACAGCAAGACCAAUGAUGUACUCCAGGAUGUCCAACAUGACCAUGUCCACAACCUUUAUAUCCACCUGCAUAAAUCCUCUACAUCCACAAAUAGCUUCUUUCUUACCACCACUUGAACAGAAAGUACAACAAUGAUAAAUGCCAGUAUGAGGAGGUUUGAACAUAGACAUCCUUGUAUCUUCACUAGAAUUUUCUGAUGUUAUAUUACAUACUCCUAAAACUUUAAAUCUUUUUAUUAUUGUGGUAGCAAGACUCAAUAUUUCUACAUCUGAAGCAUCUGCAAGUAAUUCAUUUGUAAGAAAGAUAGCAUCAAGAAGUUGUCUUGCCUUUUUCAAUCGAUUGAAUUCUUGAAUUCUUUCAUGUGCCUGUUUAGCAUGUAAUGCUGUUGUAUUAUAAUUCCUGAGCUUUGAUUCAUUGUUCAAAGGCUCACUGAAAUAUCUAAUCACAUACACAUUGUACAUUAAAACAAUGUCUUAAAACAAUGUAGUAAUCAUUUUUCAAGUUUUAAUUUACAUUAUUGUAACUUUUUUAAAAAUAUGUAAUUAUACAUGUAUUGGGACAAAUUCAUACUUAUUUUAUAUAACACAAAAAAAUGUUAGGUUAGAGAAACAUUUCUUUUGAAAUUAUGUUCAAAUUGCAAUUAUUUCAAAUAGAACAUUUAUUGUUCCACAUCUAUAUAAAUCAUCUCACUAUUUGAUGUAUUAUUUUAUGUACAUUUAAAAGUAUAAAUAGUUUUUUCACAAGAAAUUCAUGUAUAAACAUGUAAACGUAAUACAUUCUGGCUACUAAUGCUUAAAUUAG